Melitaea cinxia (Glanville fritillary) is the source of this 1638-nucleotide messenger RNA. RefSeq lists its product as uncharacterized. Gene Ontology annotation, molecular function: DNA binding. Gene Ontology annotation, cellular component: nucleus. The transcript is spliced from 11 exons. Bases 1 to 1638 code for a protein of 545 amino acids. Gene Ontology annotation, biological process: regulation of transcription by RNA polymerase II. The record is from RefSeq and is a predicted model, not a curated record. NCBI's taxonomy places the organism in Eukaryota, Metazoa, Arthropoda, Insecta, Lepidoptera, Nymphalidae.
AUGCGCCACGCAGCGACGCAGACUCGGGCGGGUGUGUGCCGAAUUCACUUUCAUUUGCGACAUCUCAUCGUCUCCCGAAGGUCACGGUGCAGCGGGCAUCGUUCCGUGCGUCGCACGUGUGACGCGGCGGGUGAUACGGCGGCCGCUGACCGACUAGGUGAGUCGAUCGGUCUCGCGCUCGUCUUCCUCGACUCGUUUCUCCCACGUUUAUCGUCUCCGCUCCACACCGUUCGUGCGGAAAGACGUUACAAAGAAAUGCCCGGAACAAAUACAUUUCAGGUGAAAUGCGAGCCUCUAUCUGACGAAGAAGAAAACGGCACACUGUACUCUAAAACUUUUUUUAGCGAUCAGCUGACGUCAGAUUACGUUCCGAUAAAGUUGGAACCGGCACCGAGAUCGGACGAAAAUGUUUCUUCAAAUCUACUGCAUCACUUGCAGACAACGGUCUUACUCCGGUAUUUGUGGGGUCUUGGUCUGGAGACAUGUCAUUACCCAUACAAAAUCAUGGUCCAUACAAGCCACGUUUCCCAGCAGUGCGUCCAAGGUUCGCUCGAGGAGCCGCCCGCGCCCGCCGCGCCCUCCGCCACACCCGUGUGCGAGCACGCGCCCGCACCAUACGAAGCGUCGCUCGCCACGCUUCAGCCCGCACAAGCGGACAUAGGUUCAUCACUUAUCAGCCGGCACUUAGAAAUGAUGAACACGAACGAACUAGCUGACUCCGCUGAGUUUGUUCCGCUAAUGUCUAUCAAGGAUGAGCCUACGUCCGAAGGAGAACAGCCACAUUUAAGCAGUGACGAUACGAGCGAUUCUAAUGGUCCCCCGCAUGAAACAGUCUGUCGAGGUAGUCCAAAGAGCUGGACUCAGAAGGACAUGGACCAGGCCUUGGAAGCUCUCCGGAAACACCAUAUGAGUCUCACUAAGGCAAGUAGUAGAUUCGGAAUACCGUCAACCACACUAUGGCAGCGCGCGCAUCGUCUCGGCAUCGAUACGCCUAAGAAAGAUGGGGGGGCGAAGUCCUGGGGAGCUUCGGAUCUUGCCAGGGCUCUGGCCGCGCUACGGUCCGGUACAUUAUCUGCUAAUAAGGCUAGCAAGGCCUAUGGCAUCCCCAGCAGCACGCUGUACAAGAUCGCGCGGCGUGAGGGCAUCCGCCUCGCCGCGCCCUUCAACGCCGCGCCCACCGCCUGGCGCCGCGCCGACCUGACGCGCGCGCUCGCCGCCAUCCGCUGCGGCGCCGCCUCCGUGCAGCGCGCCGCCGCGCAGUUCGGCAUCCCCACCGGUACAUUGUACGGGCGGUGUAAGCGAGAGGGUAUAGAGUUGUCUCGCUCUAACCCGACACCUUGGUCCGAAGACGCUAUGGAAGAGGCACUGGAAGCUGUCAGGGUGGGUCAGAUGUCCAUCAAUCAAGCGGCGAUCCAUUUCAAUUUACCGUAUUCGUCUCUGUAUGGCCGUUUUAAAAGAUGCAAAUUUCCACCCGUUCAGGGUCAACCGAUACAACAGGAGCUCCCGCCGCCCGAAGAGAGCCACCCACACAUGUACUACCAGCACACACACCCAGAGCGAGAACACGUUUAUAUGAGCGAAGAACACACGCACGCGUACGCUCACUUGCCAUACACACACUGCCACGUGACGAGCUGA